AGCACGGAGCCGCCGAGCAGCCGCGCGCACGCAGGGCUCUCUCGCGCUUAUCCCACCGCGGAGCGCGCGCGCAGCGCGCAGGAGGAGGAGAUGUCCCGGCGCAAGCAGACCAAACCCCAGCAGCACGUCGCGCAGGCCGCGGAGGGAGAGGCACCGGAGCACGUGCUCUCGAGAAGAGAUGGUGAUGACGAGAGCGGCAGCGAGAGCCGCAGUGGCAGCGAGGAGACUCACGUCUGUGAGAAGUGCUGUGCCGAGUUCUUCAAGUGGUCGGAGCUUCUGGAGCACCAGAGGAAGUGUACAGAGGAGCCCCCUGUGCUGAUCGUGAAGGAAGACGAAGAAUUCCUCACUCCUCAGGACUCGCCUCCGGAAUCCUUUUUGAGCGACCCGGCCGAAAUGGAGAGCGUGGAUCAGGAAUUUGAUUCCGCUGAAAAGGGACAAGAAGCCCUUGGCGUUCCUGAGGGGAAAUAUGUGGCAGAAGCUGACGAGCCUAUGGAUACUAAUGAACCUGUGGAUAAAACAUCAAACCCUAGCCCUGUUCCACCAGAUUCCAGUGAGAGCGUCACCCCUCCUCACACUACUUCAUCAUCAUCAUCUUUAAUCACCACCAACUAUGACAUUCCCAGCACAAACGUAACCUUGGAGAUCCUCCAUAGCACCAGGGUUGCAGUUGCCCAGUUUUCCCAGAACUUCCAGGGCGAUGGGUCUACAAGUAAGGUGAGCUCAGUGGCAAUACCCAUGAUUCUGGAGCAGCUGAUGGCUUUACAGCGCCAGCAGGUCCACCAGUUGCAGCUCAUCGAGCAGAUUCGCAGUCAGGUUGCCGUGAUGAAUAGGCACCCCACGCAAGCGGCAUUAAAACCAGCCUCCAAAGGUCCACCCUCUGUUUCCUCCACUUUCCACCACCAUUUCCAGAGCAUGGCUCCUCCUCCUCCUGUACUUCCGUUAUCUGGAGUCAUGCCGUCCGCUGUGAAUGGUCAAGCAUCUUUGUCCCAGACAUCCAUACUUGAAGGUCCAGCCUUUUUGUCUUCACAGCUACUUGAUGCACAAUCUAGUACUAAUAGUAUAAAAGGAAAAAACAGUUCCCCAGUUUCCUUAGCAAACCCAAGUUCUUCACUGUCCACUUACACUGGGGCAUCCUCACUGCUGCCUUCCAGUAAUGGUGUUCUCUCGAAUGGUAGUCACAUCCAACCUCUGAGCUCUUCUGGCCCGCUCUCAGUAUGCCAGAGCAGCGUACUCAAUCCCUCUGCCAACCUUCCAUUGCUACCUCAAAGCCCUCCUAGUGGAGUCAUCUUCCCCAACCCACUCGCCAGCAUUGCAGCCACCACCAAUGCACUAGACCCACUUGCUGCUAUGAUAAAGCAACGCAAGGGCAAAAUGCCCAGCGCCUCUAUAUUUGACACCAAGCCCAGUUCUGAGGACCCUUUCUUCAAGCACAAAUGUAGGUUCUGUGCCAAGGUGUUUGGCAGCGACAGUGCCUUACAGAUCCACCUGCGAUCUCACACAGGUGAGAGGCCCUUUAAAUGCAACAUAUGUGGAAAUCGCUUCUCCACCAAGGGAAAUCUGAAAGUUCACUUCCAAAGGCACAAGGACAAAUACCCUCAUGUUCAGAUGAACCCGUACCCAGUGCCAGAAUAUCUUGAUAAUAUUCCGACCAGCUCGGGCAUUCCCUACGGUAUGUCGUUCGCUCCGGAGAAAGCCGGGUCUACAUGGUUAGACAGCAAACCUGUUCUACCAACGCUACCUGCUACAGUAGGCCUACAGUUGGCACCAGCAGUAGCAAGUGUGGAAAACUUUAACGAUUCUUUUAGCAAAGCUCUCUCAGGAAGUUCUCCACAAAGGCCCUUAUCAACCCGCAAUGAAAGUGCGCAUUUCUCCGAAUCUCCAAAUGCUGCUGGUCCUGAACUGCCUUUGCAGCCUGACAACUUACCAAGCAUUCUUAAACUAACGGCAUCUCCCCAGCUUAACCUGGAAGAAAGAACGACACCAAAUUCAAAUUUAAAAGCAGAAGAAUUUCACUUACCCACAAACUGUGCAACCAGAGAUGUGGAACAUUUGCAACACUCAAACACUGCAAAUACUGCAAAUACUGUUAAUAUAACUCCAGCACUACACAGCACUACUCCAGUAUCUAUGUCUACAGGAAUACUCACAAGAGAAAACACACCAGAGUCCACGGACUUGGUAACCUCAGCGAUGAAGUCCUCUUCUUCUUCUUCUCCUCCUCUGAACAGGGAUCAAAUUAAAAGCAGGUUUCCAUUCCCAGCCCUCGACUCCAUGCAGACAUCGGAGACAUCGAAGCUCCAGCAGCUUGUGGAGAACAUCGACAAAAAGAUGAUGGACCCCAAUCAGUGCGUGAUCUGCCACCGAGUGCUCAGCUGUCAAAGUGCGCUGAAGAUGCACUAUCGCAUCCACACUGGGGAGAGGCCUUUCAAAUGCAAGGUUUGCGGCCGAGCUUUCACCACGAAGGGCAACCUGAAGACUCACUUUGGUGUCCACCGUGCAAAGCCUCCUCUUCAGGUUCAACACUCCUGUCCGAUCUGCCAGAAAAAGUUCACCAACGCUGUUGUUUUGCAGCAGCACAUCCGCAUGCACAUGGGCGGCCAGAUUCCCAACAACCUCCAAACUCUGGCAACAGACGCUAUACGGGAAAAGGAAGCUGAUCUGCCCUUUGAUGAGAAGAGUUUUGACCACAGGAAUGAGGAUGAGGAUGAUGGGCUUGAUGAUUUUUCAUGUGAAGGUGACGGGGACUUUAUGGAAAAUGGGGAAAAUGAUGAAAACCCCCUUAUCUCUUUUUCAGAGAGUUCGUCGCCACUUUCGCCACUACCUCCUGCUCUAACCGAAUUCAAAACUUCAGCUGGCGAAUCAAGAGCUGGCCUUUUAACUGGACACAAGUUGGUAACGAGUGGCCUUCUGGACAGCGAUAAUCCAGUUAGCGGUGCUUCUUCCAUUGGAGAUUUUGAGAAUCUGAGUCCUCUCAUGCCUGAGUCAGAAAGCUUCAUUAAUAGACCUCUUACCCCAACAAAAUGUCAACCUGAGGGUCAUCCCGAUGGUGCAGUUUCCCUCAACAUCAUUUCACACAACCACGAGAAGGCUGCUUCAAUUAAAUGUGAAUUGUUAGAUAACCCAAGCUCAAAUGGGAUGAAUGGAACAAUCCUCGAUCAGAUCAAGUCAUCAGUCAAGAAAGAGUUCGCCUACAAUGUGCACUGUUUUAGCAAAGAGCAUGGAACAACCCAGAGGUCUCCAGAAUUGGACAUCAACCAUAUACAACAUCAACGUGCCUCUGUCAAACUGGAGAUGGAAGGUUUAAAUAGGCCAUACCUAAUAAAAGAAGGUUCCUUUCCUUCAUUUGUUGGAUCCAUUCAGUCUUCACCAUCCCCUUCUGAAGCAAUGAUCCCAGGCAUGACUUCACUGCUCGGGACUCCACCGCCUCGACGGACCCCUAAACAGCACAACUGUAAUGCAUGCGGGAAGAACUUCUCCUCAGCAAGUGCCCUGCAGAUCCACGAGCGCACUCACACUGGUGAAAAACCUUUCGCUUGUUCCAUCUGUGGACGAGCUUUCACAACAAAAGGCAACCUCAAGGUACACAUGGGUACCCACAUGUGGAAUAACACUCCUGCCCGCAGAGGACGACGGCUGUCUGUGGAAAACCCUCUGGCUCUUCUGGGUGGCGAAGCUCUAAAAUUCAACCAAGUAUUUCAGAAGGAUCUAGCAGCUCGGGCCAUGAACGUGGAUCAGAACUUCUGGAGUCGAUACGCCGCGGCCAUUAGCAGCGGUUUAGCCAUGAAGAACAAUGAAAUUUCGGUCAUUCAGAACGGUGGGGUACCUCAGCUUCCCGCCAUGACCAUGGCCAUGGACAAGUCCAGCACGGGCAACAGCUCACCAAUCAUGACCCUGGGAAAAACCAGCGUAGACCUCGGGACUGGACGGCACUUUUCCAUGUUGAUUGAUGACAAUAAAGAGAUUAGAAUCAAUUAACUAUAAAGACAGGAUGAAAAUAUUCUCAUAUGCAAAGAUAUACACGGACAAUAAAGCUCUAAAGACUCUAAAGACAGUAUGUCCUUACUUUGAACUGAUGUUUUUAUCCACUGUUUAGAAUUGUAGGAAGAUCAGUGUCCCGUUUCCUGUUUCCCUUUUCCUUUUUCCUUUUUCUACGGUCAGGUUAGUUACAACACCUUUUCUUGAGAAACGAGAGACUCGAUUAAUUGGACUUCCCAUAAGAGUCAAAAGUCAAAAAUCAUAAGGGAAAUCAGACAACCGAGCUAAAAGCACCAACACAGACUAUAAUACCACUUAUAAUACAAAAGCAGUACCUUUGAUAUGAAAUUUGUAUUCCAUGCAAUUUUAGGGAAGGUAGUAGAUUUUUUUAUGCGGAAGAAAAUCAGGAUGUUUUUUGUUCUGUUUACCACUGGAAAACUGGAGUACUGAAAGUGCUCAUUGUGUUCAUUAUGUCCGAAACGUGAAGCUAUUCUAUGUGAUUUUACGACAAUAAAGUGGAGGCGCUGUUCAGGGGGAAGAAAUGGGUUUUUGUUAAGCAAUUAAAAAACAAAACAAACAAAAAAAACACGUUAAAUGUAUAUACAGCUUUGGAAAAGUAUAAGAGAGCACUUAAAAAUGAUGAUUUUCUUUGAUUUUACCAAAUUGAAAAGCUCUGGAAUAUAAUCAAGAGGAAGAUGGAUGAUCACAA
Messenger RNA from Astyanax mexicanus (Mexican tetra), 4684 nucleotides. It is a transcript of the gene sall3b, whose product is annotated as spalt-like transcription factor 3b. The transcript has 4 exons. Gene Ontology annotation, biological process: regulation of transcription by RNA polymerase II. Gene Ontology annotation, molecular function: RNA polymerase II cis-regulatory region sequence-specific DNA binding; DNA-binding transcription factor activity, RNA polymerase II-specific. Lineage: Eukaryota; Metazoa; Chordata; Actinopteri; Characiformes; Acestrorhamphidae. Bases 91 to 3975 code for a protein of 1294 amino acids. Gene Ontology annotation, cellular component: nucleus. The record is from RefSeq and is a predicted model, not a curated record.